AUGCCUUUCUUGAGUUCGCAGCCAAAAAUCCUCAUUGCUGGAGCUGGCAUUGGCGGCCUUACCGCGGCGCUAUCAUUGCACGCGGCUGGAUUUACGGACAUCCACAUUUUCGAAGCAUCGUCAACUCUCACCACACUGGGUGUAGGAAUCAACGUUCAGCCUUCAGCAGUACUCAUACUUCGGAAUCUUGGUCUUUUGGAAGCCCUUGAGAAGACGGGAAUCGAAACCCAAGAAUUGAACUUCUAUAACCGACAUGGCGACUCGAUCCUCAGUGAGAAAAGAGGAAAGCACGCGGGAUAUGCAGUGCCUCAAUUUUCCAUCCAUAGAGGCGAUUUCCAGAUGUUACUCUUGAGUGCCGUAAAGGAGCGACUGGGCGAGGACGCCGUGCACUUGAACCACGCCUUGACCGGAUUCUCGCAAGAUUCAAAAUCCAUCACUGCUCAGUUCUCUCGGAGGGGGGAUGGUGCUCCAGCAGAGCUCUCUGGUAUAUCUGGUGAUGUACUAAUAGCAGCUGAUGGCAUCAACUCGACUGCAAGGAGGGUAUUGUAUCCUAACGAGGGUCCUCCACGAUUCUCAGGUCGCAUGCUUUGGCGUGGAUGUAUCGAGCGUGAACCUUACCUGACUGGCGCAUCAAUGGUGUGGGCAGGACAUGCAGAUCAGAAGUUUAUUGCAUACCCCAUUUCGCAGAGGUCAGCGGACACGGGCAAGAGCCUGGUAAACUGGAUCGCGGAACUGCGCAUACGAGGCAAAGACGAUGAGGAUCUGACACCGCCAAAGACAGACUGGACAAAAGCAGUCGACAAGAGCAUCUUCGAGGGGCCCUUCGAGGAUUGGAAGUGCGGAGGUCUGAAAAUGAAGAAUUUGAUUGAGAAGACAGAGAAGGUCUUUGAGUUCCCCAUGUCAGAUCGUGAUCCAGUAGACCAGUGGUCAUUCGGUCGGCUGACGCUUCUUGGGGAUGCUGCGCACGCGAUGUAUCCGAUUGGUUCGAAUGGCGCAUCUCAAGCGAUUAUUGACGCCGAAACACUGGCCAAGCAUCUAAAGAUGACAACCAACGAUGUGGUUGCAGCUCUAAAAGCAUAUGAGGCAGAACGACUGCCACCUACAGCGCAAAUCGUCAUGGCGAAUCGUGCAAAUGGUCCGGAUCAUGUAUUGCAGAUGGCGGAAGAAAGAGCGCCGGAUGGUUUCACCAACAUUUACGACAUCAUCCCCAAAGACGAAUUAGAAGGAAUUGGCGCUGUCUACAAGAAAGUUGCCGGAUUUGAUAUGGACAAUGUGAACGCCAAGGCGAAGGCAACCGAAGAGGAGAGCAGCAAGUUAAAUUUAAGAAGCCCAAAGGAUUGGAUAUAA
Messenger RNA from Didymosphaeria variabile, 1347 nucleotides. RefSeq lists its product as uncharacterized. The transcript has a single exon. Gene Ontology annotation, molecular function: monooxygenase activity; FAD binding. Bases 1 to 1347 code for a protein of 448 amino acids. The record is from RefSeq and is a predicted model, not a curated record. Lineage: Eukaryota; Fungi; Ascomycota; Dothideomycetes; Pleosporales; Didymosphaeriaceae.